This is a messenger RNA of Eurytemora carolleeae, 832 nucleotides long. RefSeq lists its product as uncharacterized. NCBI's taxonomy places the organism in Eukaryota, Metazoa, Arthropoda, Copepoda, Calanoida, Temoridae. The record is from RefSeq and is a predicted model, not a curated record. Bases 240 to 698 code for a protein of 152 amino acids. The transcript has 2 exons.
AGAUAAUUUUGGACCCAGAUAAAACUUGUGAUAGACAGUGGUAUUCAGCAUGCAGUCCAAACCAUCUUAUCGUUGAUAUCGAAGCAGCUGCCAUCAAGGUUUUUUUAGAGGUGUAUCCUGCAGCCAAGAUAACUGGUUGUCACUUUCAUUUCAGGAAGAAUGUUGUUCAUCACAUUGGAGAUAAGGGCUGUAAGGGACAAUACAACCAGUCUGCAGUGUUCCAGCAGCUCGUCACAUUAAUGACGUCACUUGUAUUUGUGCCGGCGGAUGAAGUCAUUGAUGUCUGGAUGAAUGUGAUUGAACCCUUCAUGGCUAAGAAUCAAGAUGAAAUAUCCGAAAAAAUCGACAACUUUAUUGAUUAUUUUGUGGAAACUUAUCUAGGCAAGGUUGGAAGGAGUGGAAGAAGAGGUAAUCCAAGAAUAAAGAUACCAACCUGGAACAAGUUUGCCUCAGUGUUAGAGAAGGUUCCAUGUACAAACAAUGGUGCAGAGUCGUUUAAUGGUGCCUGGAACAAAUGUACUCCAACAAAUGCAUCUCUAUGGUGCAUUUGUGAUGGUUUUCUAAGAGAAGAAGGUCUUGUGCAUCAAAAAGUUCAUGACACUAGGGUAAAUGUUGUAGAUCCUCUUGCUCCUGGUUCUGCUAGGAAACAAUACUCAAAGAACAAGGAAAUGUUAAUAUCUAACUUGGUCUCACAAUAGGCACAAAUAACAGACAAACAAAACUAUCUCCAGGAAGUUGGCGGGAUAAUGAAACUGUAGGAAGAAUUGUAAAAUGUAAAAUUGUAAAAAUAAUGUUUAAAUAUGAUUAGAUAUUUAUAUAAAUAUGUUUAUAG